Stereum hirsutum FP-91666 SS1 is the source of this 1573-nucleotide messenger RNA. RefSeq names its product septin. The record is from RefSeq and is a predicted model, not a curated record. Gene Ontology annotation, cellular component: microtubule cytoskeleton; cytosol; septin ring. Gene Ontology annotation, biological process: cytoskeleton-dependent cytokinesis. Lineage: Eukaryota; Fungi; Basidiomycota; Agaricomycetes; Russulales; Stereaceae. The coding region runs from base 102 to 1208 and encodes 368 amino acids. Gene Ontology annotation, molecular function: GTPase activity; GTP binding; molecular adaptor activity. The transcript has 9 exons.
CCGUUGAGCUCCUCCGCCUCGCCCUCGCACCGCGUCGCAGUCCGCAACCGCGCUCUCUCUAACCGCUUUCUUUCCUUCAUUUUUCUCUCGUAUAAUUCACCAUGUCGUUUGCCGGAAGACGUAGGGGCAACAAGGUCAAGAAGGGUGUUCAGUUCACCCUGAUGGUCGUCGGCGCGUCCGGCACUGGACGCACGACGUUCGUCAACACGCUCUGCGAGUCGGAGGUCCUCAACCAUAAGAUGUCUGACAACCCUGAGUCUGCGCACGUUGAGGAAGGCAUCAGGAUCAAGCCCUGCAACGUCGAGCUCGAGGAAGACGGCGUCCGCAUUGCGCUCACCAUCGUUGAUACCCCCGGCUUCGGCGAUAACAUUGACAAUGAGUUCGCGUUCCAGGAGAUCGUCGGCUACCUCGAGCGUCAAUACGACGAUAUCUUGGCCGAGGAGAGCCGUAUCAAGCGUAACCCCCGUUUCAGGGAUAACCGUGUUCACGCGUUGUUGUACUUUAUCCCUCCUACUGGCCACGCCUUGAGGGAGAUGGACAUCGAGCUGAUGCGCCGUCUUUCGCCCCGCGUCAAUGUCAUCCCCGUCAUCGGCAAGGCCGACUCUUUGACCCCCAGCGAGCUCCGGGGCUUCAAGAAGAGGAUCAUGGAGGACAUCGAGCACUACGACAUCCCCGUAUACAACUUCCCCUACGACGUCGAGGAGGAUGACGAGGAGACCAUCCAGGACAACAGCGAGCUUCGCGCCCUCCUUCCUUUCGCCGUCAUCGGUUCCGAGGAGGAGAUCGAGAUUGACGGCCAGCCCGUCCGUGCGAGGAUCUACCCGUGGGGUAUUGCCGAGGUCGACAACCCCAAGCACUCUGACUUCAGCCGUUUGAGGAGCGCGCUCUUGAACUCCCACCUUGCGGAUCUUAAGUCCCUCACUCACGACGUCCUGUACGAGACGUACCGUACCGAGAAGCUCUCGAGGACGGUGCACACCGACACCCACGACUCGUCAAUUCUCCCCGAGGAGCUCGCGACACAGAGCGUGCGCCUGAAGGAGGAGCAGCUUCGCAGGGAAGAGGAGAAGCUCCGCGAGAUCGAGCUCAAGGUCCAGCGGGAGAUCAACGAGAAGAGGCAGGAGCUGCUCGCGAAGGAGGAGUCGCUCAGGAAUCUCGAGUCGCGUCUCGCAGCGCAAGGAUCGCAGGGCGAGUUCCGGGGCGAUUAGGUGGCGACGACGACAAAAUGACGCGUUUGUGCGUUCAGAGUGGACGUUGGUCGAAAAGCGGCGGUCGUUUCCUUUCCGUUUUCCGUGCGAGAUUGCAGUAUACCCCCAUCUGUCUCCUCCUUCCUCUCUCCAUAUACUCCUGUGUUUUGUGUGUUGGUUCCAUAUAAGUUACACGCUCUUUGACUUGUGUCUCAUCCCUGACUCUUCGCUUCUUUUCCCUGGACCGUUACUGAUUCGGUUACAGUGUGUUUUGCGUGUUGGAUAAUACCGUCUGGUGUUCAGCUUCUGCGUUGUUCCAGUCUGUCUCUUCUGUUCGAUGUUUCUUUCUUGAAUUCAAUAGGAUACUCUAUAGUUCGGCUUUAUCG